Anopheles marshallii is the source of this 1248-nucleotide messenger RNA. RefSeq names its product probable tRNA N6-adenosine threonylcarbamoyltransferase, mitochondrial (gene Tcs4). The coding region runs from base 1 to 1248 and encodes 415 amino acids. The record is from RefSeq and is a predicted model, not a curated record. Gene Ontology annotation, cellular component: mitochondrion. Lineage: Eukaryota; Metazoa; Arthropoda; Insecta; Diptera; Culicidae. The transcript is spliced from 5 exons. Gene Ontology annotation, biological process: tRNA threonylcarbamoyladenosine modification.
AUGAGUAGGAUUUUUACGAAAUUUAACCGUCUUACGACAAGUGCUCGGAGAUAUUUUUCGGCACAACCUUCGCCGCUAGUUCUAGGAAUCGAGACAAGUUGUGAUGAUACCGGUGCCGCCCUGGUUACCGGAAACGGAAAAGUCCUGGGAGAAUACAUUCAUUCACAGCAAAGCAGUCACCUAAGGUUUGGCGGAAUUAUUCCACCUGUAGCGCAAGACAUCCAUCGUGCAAAUAUUGAAAACGUGGUUAACAAAACGUUUCAACUAGCCAACAUAUCGCCAAAGGAUAUUGAUGCAGUCGCAGUCACGAAUCGGCCAGGAUUACCGCUAAGCUUGAUAGUUGGUACGAGGUAUGCGAAACAUAUUGCCCGUACAUACGACAAACCUUUAAUUCCUAUACACCACAUGCAAGCCCACGCUCUGAUGGCACGCAUGACCUCCUCCAUACCGUACCCAUUUCUUUGCCUUCUUGUAAGCGGUGGACAUUCGCUGUUAGUACUUGUCGAGAGCACCACCACAUUUCGAUUGCUAGGAGAAACAUUAGAUGAUGCACCCGGGGAAGCCCUCGACAAAAUUGCUCGCCGUUUGAAGCUACGCAACAUAUCCAAAUAUGCGCAAAUGUCCGGUGGACAAGCUAUUGAAGUAGCGGCACAGACAGCAUCCAACACAUCAGCGUACGAGUUUCCCUUACCACUCUCAAAGUACCGCGAUUGCCAAUUUAGCUUUGCUGGUCUGAAAAACACAGCUACGAGACAUAUUCUCGAACGGGAAUCAACGCUCAAUCUUGCGCCUGAUGCAUUGCUGCCCGACUAUGAAGCGUUUUGUGCCUGCUUCCUUAAAGGAGUCACACGACACAUGCUACACCGUACGCAGCGUGCCAUAGAAUACUGUGAACGGCGCAAUCUUUUUCCACCCGAUAGGAACCAACGAAGCUUAGUCAUCUCAGGUGGAGUUGCCUGCAAUGAUGUUAUAUUUAAUGCGCUGAGUUCGAUGGCAGCCCAGUUCGGAUUCAGUACCUAUAGACCACCAAAGAAACUCUGCACCGACAAUGGUACGAUGAUAGCGUGGAAUGGUGUGGAAAAACUGCUCGCGAAGGACACUUCUGAAAUGACGAAAAAUUACGAGACGGUCGAUAUAAGUGGAAAAUGUCCUAUAGGUGAAAGUUUGAUAUACGAUGUGAAGGAAGCGAAUAUAGCAUGUAAGUGGGCCAAAGUUAACGUAUUCCCCAGAAAGGAAGAGCUAGUAUAA